Molecule: messenger RNA, 1017 nt
Organism: Cylindrotheca closterium
Lineage: Eukaryota; Bacillariophyta; Bacillariophyceae; Bacillariales; Bacillariaceae
Source: the annotation of a GenBank genome assembly
AUGGCCAACGUGACUGAUCCGCUCAUCGCCGCCGUCUCGGGGACGGACCCUCAGAACUUGAUGGAAUACAUUACGAGGCAAAAAAUCUACGACUCGAGGUUCUGGAAGGAAGAAUGCUUUGGGUUGUCCGCCGCCGAUGUGAUUGAAAAGGCUACGAAAUCACUGGUGUGCAUUGGAGGGACCUAUGGUGGAAACCACAAGCCUUCCAAGUUUCUAAGUCUGACUCUGAAAUUGCUGCAGUUGCAACCCGAUUUGGAAUUGGUAUUGGAAUUCAUCCAACAGGACCAUUUCAAGUACGUCAAGGCACUAGGGGCCUUUUAUUUGCGAUUGACGGGGCGACCUGCUGAAAUUUAUGAACAUUUGGAGCCUCUGUACAGCAACUUUGACAAAUUACGGUAUCGGGACGUGACGGAAUGGAAAUUGGUGCACAUGGACGAGUUUGUCCAUGAUUUGUUCACCAAACCAAUUGCCUGUGGAAUUUCCAUGCCCCGAUUGCCUCAUCGAGCAACCUUGAUAACGGAAGGAUAUUUGGAAGAGACUAGUGGACCUGGUGGUUUGCGGAAAACGGCAUUGGACGAAAAGAUUUCGGAAGCAGGAGGCAUCAAGGAAUAUCUGAAACACAAAAUGGAAGUGGAACAAAGUGAGGGGGCGGCAGUGCUUUGGGAAAAGUUCUUUCCAGACGAAGUGGACACGAAAAAGAAAAAGAAGAAGAAGAAAGAAUCUCAAAAGGAUGCUGGUGUCGAGCAAAGCACCGAAGAUGGGGAACUGGAGGAUUCAUCGAGCAAGCCGCAACAUGAGUCAUCGAAACGAAAACAUGGCGACAGCAAGGAAGAUAAGAAAAAGAAAAAGAAGAAACCGAAAUAUGGAAGCUUAUUCAAAUCCGAUAAACCCAAAAAAGACAAAAAUAAGUCGUCAGCACCACAAGAGAUUGGAAGCGGCGGAGCAGGGGAAGGAACGGACGAAUAUUGGAACGAACAACGGGCCAAGUUGGGAUUGAAACCACUGAAUAGUAGCUAG